Molecule: messenger RNA, 3661 nt
Organism: Ceutorhynchus assimilis (cabbage seed weevil)
Lineage: Eukaryota; Metazoa; Arthropoda; Insecta; Coleoptera; Curculionidae
Source: the annotation of a GenBank genome assembly
GGUCGAUGUACUGGGGACUAUAAAAUUUUUAAGGGAAAUUUUGUGAAUUCAUAAAUCGACGUCAAAAACUGUCAGAUCUUACAUCAUCUUAAUAUUAUGUCAAACGGUCGCCAUAUUUGUGUUUGCGGUAGAGAACAUGGAAAGGGUCCCGUUAUAAUUACAAUAUCAACGUGCAAACACAAAGAUUCUGCAAACGGCGGAACGUCCGUUCACGUAUCGGCCCCACCAAAAGCAACAGAUACAAAAUCUAUAACAUCAAGUAUAACUUCAGAUGACAGACAAAAGUCUUCAAUUCGAUCGGGUGCAGCCGGAGCGUCUUCAAGCUCCAGGAAGUCGGUUGCUAUUGGAACAGAAGGUGAAAAAGAAAGUUCAAAAGAGGAUAAAGAAACAGCUUGGUUUCCAAACGAUGGAGGAGAAAUAGAUAAAGCUGAGGGAGAUGUUUCAAUUGAUUCAGUUUAUUUACAAAAAAAGUAUAAGGAAACCCGUUAUAUAGAUGAAGAUGCAGUUAACACAACUACACCUGAAAUCGAGAGGUCAAAGGAAGAUAUAAAAACAGAAACAGCAUCAAAUGAGGAUGAGGCAUCGAACGGAACGCCUUCGGCUCCGUCGAGUGCAGUCGAAACGUCUUCAACUUCCAGGAAGUCGGUUGAUAGUGAAACAGAAGUUGAAAAAGAAAGUCCAAAGGAGGAUAAAGAAACAUCUUGGCUGCCACAAGGUGGAGGACAAAUAGAUAAAGAAGAUGAAGAUGCACUAGGAAGAAGUACACCUGAGAACGAGAGAUCAAAGGAAGAUGUAAAGACUGUAGAAUCAACACCAACACCAUCAAAAGAGGAUGAAGCAUCGAUCUACGUACCAGCACUUGAAGAACCACUAGAUGAAACUCAAAGAUCCGGAAUGCCUCCGGUCCCAUUAGAUGCAGUCGAAACGUCUUCAAGCUCCAGAAAGUCGGUUGCUAGUGAAACAGAAAGUGAAAAAGAAAGUCCAAAGGAGGAUAAAGAAACAUCUUGGCUGCCACAAGGUGGAGGAGAAAUAGAUAAAGAAGAAGAAGAUGCAGUAAAACCAAGUUCACUUGAACACCAGGAGUCAAAGGAAGAUGUAAAAACUGUAGAACCAGCACCAACAUCAUCAAAAGAGGAUGAAGCAUCGAUCUACGUACCAGCACUUGAAGAACCACUAGAUGAAACUCAAAGACCCGAAAUGCCUCCGGUCCCAUUAGAUGCAGUCGAAACGUCUUCAAGCUCCAGAAAGUCGGUUGCUAGUGAAACAGAAAGUGAAAAAGAAAGUCCAAAGGAGGAUAAAGAAACAUCUUGGCUGCCACAAGGUGGAGGAGAAAUAGAUAAAGAAGAAGAAGAUGCAGUAAAACCAAGUUCACUUGAACACCAGGAGUCAAAGGAAGAUGUAAAAACUGUAGAACCAGCACCAACAUCAUUAAAUGACGAUGAAGCAUCGAUCUACGUGCCAGCACUUGAAGAACCACUAGAUGAAACUCAAAAAUACAGGACGCGUUUGGUUUCAUGGGGUGCAGUCGACACAUCUUCAAGUUCAAGGAAUUCGGUUGCUAGUGGAACAAAAGGUGAAGAAGAAACUCCAAAGGACGAUAAUGGUGGAGGAAAAAUAAAUAAAGAAGAUGGAGAUGCAGUAGAAACAAGUAUAGCUGAAAAAGAGAGGUCAAAGGAAGAUGUGAAAACUGUAGAACCAACACAAACAUCAUCAAAUGAGGAUGAAGCAUCGAUCUACGUGCCAGCACUUGAAAAACCAGUAGAUGAAACUCAAAAAUACAGAUCGCGUUCGGUUUCAUGGGAUGCAGUCGACUCAUCUUCAAGUUCACGGAAUUCGGUUGCUAGUGGAACAAAAGGUGAAGAAGAAACUCCAAAGGACGAUAAUGAUGGAGGAGAAAUAGAUAAAGAAGAUGAAGAUGCAGUAGAAACAAGUACGCCUGAAAAAAAAAGGUCAAAAGAAGAUGUGAAAACUGUUAAACCAACACAAACAUCAUCAAAUGAGGAUGAAGCAUCAAUCUACGUGUCAGCACUUGAAGAACCCGUGGAUGAAACUCAAAAAUACAGAACGCGUUCGGUUUCAUGGGGUGCAGUCGAAACAUCUUUAAGUUCAAGAAACUCGGUUGCUAGUGGAAGAACAGGUCAAGAAGAAAUUCCAAAGGACGAUAAUGGUGAAGGAGAAAUAGAUAAAGAAGAUGAAGAUGCAGUAGAAACAAGUAGACCUGAAAAAGAGAGGUCAAAGGAAGAUGUAAAAACUGUAGAACCAACACAAACAUCAUCAAAUGAGGAUGAACCAUCGAUCUACGUGUCAGCAGUUGAAGAACCAGUAGAUGAAACUCAAAAACACAGAACGCGUUCGGUUUCAUGGGAUGCAGUCGAAACAUCUUCAAGUUCAAGGAAGUCUGCUGCUAGUGGAACAAAAGAUGAAGAAGAAACUCCAAAGAACGAUAAUGGUGGAGGAAAAAUAGAUAAAAGUGAGGAAGAUGAAAAUGCAGUAGAAACAAGUAGACCUGAAAAAGAGAGAUCAAAGGAAGAUGUAAAAACUGUAGAACCAACACAAACAUCAUCAAAUGAGGAUGAACCAUCGAUCUAUGUGCCAGAAGAAAGUCCAAAGGAGGAUGAAGAAACAGCUUCAUUGCCAAAAGGUGGAAGAGAAAUAGAUAAAGGUUCAGUUUCAGGGAUUCAGUUUAUUUAUAAGGAAACUCAUUUUGUAGAAGAGCCAGUAGAAACAAAUACACCUGAAAAUAACAGGUCAAAGGAAGAUGAUGUGAUACCUGUAGAAUCAACACCAUCACCAUCAAAUGAGGAUGAAACGUCGAUCUACAUGCCAGCACGUGAAGAACCACUAGAUGAAACUCAAAAAUCCCCUCCUGAGUCUGUAGCUGAUGUUCAAGAAUCUCAAAAUAAGCAACCAGAGGAUACAACUGACGAACCAACUGAAGAGGCUGAUGAAAACUCAAAUAACGUUAAUAUAAUGAUGUUGACUGAAACUGCAGUGAAUACCAUGCCUUUUCUGGAAAAACUGUUCCGGUUCAGGCAAGGGCAUGGUAGUAAAUCAAUGCCAAGUUUCGAUGAAGAACAAAAAGAUGAAAAUAGUGAUUGCACGAUGGAGAUAUUUAUGUUUGAGAAGCACGUCAAGGAUUGCCGCCGCAUUAAAAUGCUCAAAACCCUAGAUGAAAAUUCCUUUCACGACGGUGAUUCUUGGGUCGGAAGCAUUGGAAGAUUUUCAUUCCCAACUUGCCGUGACGAAUUUCACAGUAAUGAAUCGUCAAGGACUACCUUAGAAUCUGAUGAGUCUCACAAUAAUGGAAGCGACUCUGAAAAAAGGCACUAAAUAAUACCGUUUAUCAAACAAUUACAAAAAAAAUAUGACAACUGAUAACAAAGAAUCUUCAAAAUCUAUCGUGAAACAGCUGCAUCAAAGUAAAGUAAAAAUGACAAAUCGGUAUAAUUUGGAGGCUUGCAUGCUGAUGGUAGAGAAAUGGAUGGAAUAAAGACCCAGAAAAUGGUAUGAAGGAUGUUUAUUUUGCUUUGGAAUGAGACCUCCGAAAGAUGUUCAUGACAUGGAAAAUUUGGAUCAUCAGUUGAUACGCGAAUCGUCGUAUUUCAUGACCAGAUAUUUGAGAAUAUAAUGUGUGCUUAAAAAAAUUGAAAUAAAACGCAAU